AUGCUGGCGGAGGAGUACAAGGAAGCUUUGUUGGAGAACCAGAAGUAUCAUGAAGGUUGUCCCGGAUGUAAAGUGGAGAUGAUGAAACAGCUCCGGCGAGGUUAUCCUACCUCGAGCUUUCCUUCAUUUGCUUGGAGUGAGAGGCGACUAGACGCUGCGUUUCUACGAGGAUCGCAUAUGGUGUUCUUCUUCCUGAAUGUGAAUUGUCGUGGUCGGCGUAGCUCUCACGUUCAAGCGAUUUCUAACCACGGCUAG
Arabis nemorensis is the source of this 255-nucleotide messenger RNA. Lineage: Eukaryota; Viridiplantae; Streptophyta; Magnoliopsida; Brassicales; Brassicaceae. The record is from the annotation of a GenBank genome assembly.